Bactrocera dorsalis (oriental fruit fly) is the source of this 2140-nucleotide messenger RNA. RefSeq names its product isocitrate dehydrogenase [NAD] subunit gamma, mitochondrial (gene Idh3g). NCBI's taxonomy places the organism in Eukaryota, Metazoa, Arthropoda, Insecta, Diptera, Tephritidae. Bases 116 to 1318 code for a protein of 400 amino acids. The record is from RefSeq and is a predicted model, not a curated record. Gene Ontology annotation, cellular component: mitochondrion. Gene Ontology annotation, biological process: tricarboxylic acid cycle; isocitrate metabolic process. The transcript has 8 exons.
UAGCACAUUGACACUGAAGCAGCAGUGCGGUCGCCGAUCAGAUUUGGCAAAGUGGAUUUUUGCAAAAUUAUUUAGUUCUUGUAGUAAUUAAGAAAAAAGUGUAAAAAAUUAUAAAAUGGCUUUACGUUAUACUCAACGCUUACUGCAAACUCAAGUGCCAUUUCUGACUCGCGGCUAUCCUCUGCUGGUGACAAAGGAAAAGGGCGAAGAUGUAGCACAUACCAAGUCGGCUCUCCAAAAGAAGUGGACGGGUGUCGAUAUACCAUCUGCACAAUAUGGAGGUCGUCACGCAGUCACAAUGCUGCCAGGUGGUGGUAUUGGUCCGGAGUUAAUGCACUACAUUCGUGAAAUCUUCCGUUUCGUUGGCGCACCCGUUGAUUUCGAAGUAAUUGAAAUCGAUCCUUCUACUGAGGGUAAUGAUGACUUGGAUUAUGCCAUAACUUCAAUUAAACGUAAUGGUGUUGCCAUUAAGGGUAAUAUUGAAACGAAAUCGCAAGGCUUAGAUGAGGUGUCACGUAAUGUAGCCAUUCGUAAUGAACUCGACUUGUAUGUAAAUGUUUUACAUUGUCGCUCCUACCCCGGUAUUCCGUCGCGUCACAAGAAUAUCGAUGUUGUAUUGAUUCGUCAAAACACUGACGGUGAGUACGCUAUGUUGGAGCAUGAAUCUGUACGCGGUGUGGUUGAAAGCAUGAAGGUAGUUACGGUAGAAAAUGCUGAGCGUGUAGCGCGUUAUGCAUUCGAAUAUGCGCGUCAGAAUAAUCGCAAAAAGGUCACAACUAUUCACAAAGCCAACAUUAUGAAGUUAUCCGACGGUCUUUUCCUUGAAGUUGCCAAAAAUGUGCACAAGGAAUAUCCUGAAAUCGAGCAUAACAACAUGAUCAUCGAUAACACAUGCAUGCAGUUGGUGUCUAAUCCACAUCAAUUCGAUGUAAUGAACAUGACCAACUUGUAUGGCACCAUAGUUUCCAAUGUUAUUUGCGGUUUAAUUGGUGGCGCAGGUCUGCUCUCUGGUGCUAACUACGGCGAUCACUUCGCUGUCUUUGAACCCGGUACCCGUAAUACUGGCACAGCUAUUGCUGGAAAAAAUAUUGCCAAUCCAGUGGCAAUGAUAAACGCUAGCGCUGAUAUGUUGAAUCAUUUAGGACACAAAGAACAUGCCCGUGUUAUUUAUGAGGCGACAUAUGAAACUGUGGUUAAUGAUGGCAUUCGCACACCAGAUUUGGGUGGCACUGCUUCCAGCACAGAUGUCGUGGAAAACAUCCUGAAAAUUUUGGCCAGAAAACGCGUGAAUUGGCCUCAAGGACAAUAUCGCGAUUAAGAUUAAAGCAAAAAUUAGAUUACUUUAGUUUAAGCCGUUUAAAAGUUACAAAAUCCCGGUCUGUUAUUGUCGCUAUUUGACUGUUGCUGAUAUGUAUUAUGUAUAUUUAUGUUAACACAAACAAUCAAAAAGUUAAAAAACGCCAGCGUUCAAUUCACUGCAACUAAGCCAAUUGGCAUUAAAAUCCAAAAUCUGGUAUGCAAUCAAAAUUAUAAAACAAAAUCCGACGCCUGCGUUCAGCUGCAAUAUAUUGCAUUGCUCGCUUUGAUGUUCAAACCUUGAUCCGAUUGUGCGCUACUAAUAAAAACGUGUCGCCAUCUCCUCUGUUACUCCCUAUGUUGCGUGUCGGCAUAUAAGAGAAUUGGAGCAGCAGAUCCAAUUACGCAAUCUGGGAUAUGGCGCGCAAAUCGGCACAAUAAUUUAUUUUCAUCCAAUUUUUGUGUUGCGAUUUAAAGCUUGCUUGAUUUAAUUUUUGAUUUCUUAGCCUCUGCGAUUUAUUUAUCUACGCAAUAUACACUAGUGUGAAAUAAUUUGUUGACAUCUCUCCUUAUAGUUUUAAAUUGUACUAGAAUUUUCAAAUUGUGUCUGCUUUUAUUCAACCGAUUGUGAAGUGGUGGAAAAAAUCUAAGAUAUAUUUAAAAUCGCUUUAUUUUUACAUUUAUUUAUUUAUGAGCAACAACCACUAUAAUAAAAAAAAAGAUUGUUAACUUAAUCCAUUGUAUUUGAGGAAAAAUGUAGAACUAUUUACUUGUAUUGACCAUCAUACUUGCUGAUCGAAAAUACUUUGGUUGCUUCAAUAAAGUAACUGUAAACAAAAAACAA